This is a messenger RNA of Vespa velutina, 891 nucleotides long. RefSeq lists its product as uncharacterized. Bases 10 to 780 code for a protein of 256 amino acids. The record is from RefSeq and is a predicted model, not a curated record. The transcript has 3 exons. Lineage: Eukaryota; Metazoa; Arthropoda; Insecta; Hymenoptera; Vespidae.
UUUACAAUAAUGAAGACCUCGCAAGCAGAAACUCUUCUCGCGAUAUUGUAUAAUGCAUCGAUGAUUUUUUCUAUUGUGUCUUUGACAUCUUUCGCGAUCAUUUGGCAGCAUUGGGAAAUGACCUUAAAUGUUUGCAUUAGCGUUAACUGUGGUUGUAUAUUAUAUGGUAUUAAUACAUUUAGCACGUUAAUGGGUGGCGAUAUAAAGUUAUGCCACUUUGGUGUCUACGGACUUGUUCCUACAGUUAUAAUCGGCUUGUGCCUCGGUGUAUAUCAUAUCUACAGAUGCUGUAUUAAUCGUGGUCUCGAUGAGCCCAGGACAAUGAAUUGCAACAAUAACAGAACCACUAUUAAUGGGCAAGUCGUCGUAAUUGGCCCUAAAAGAAGGACUCCAUUUAAACAAUGGAUGUCGUCAGCAUUUUGCGCUGCUUUGAUUGGUUGUCUAUCGCUUGCACACGCGGUUGUUAUGACGGACGGUUUUUAUAAAACUUGUGAACAAUAUAAAAGAGGUUUGAUACAACUUUUGGGUUCCAGAGGACGUGAAGCUCAUGUAAUUCGACAUAGACUCGCAUGCGGUGCAAUUUUUGACUAUAUGGAUUAUCUUCAACCGGAUGCUAAUAAUUUUAGACGGGGAGAGGAACUAAAUACAGGUUUUGCAUUACAACUCGCAAUCAUUUGUACAUGGCUUAAUUUCUUUACAUGGAUUAUUAUAUGCCUUCUCUGUUUUACCAUGGCUAAAAAGAAACUCAAUACUUUAGGAGAAUACUUUUGUUGUUGUUAAAUCAAUUUUCUUAUUGAAAUAUCAUCUUUUAAUAUCAAUUUACAACAUCAAUUUGAUCUACGAUAAAUAAAUAAUUCGUUUUGUUAGUCCUUAGUAAAAUUCAUUAUCAUU